This is a messenger RNA of Sclerotinia borealis F-4128, 1899 nucleotides long. Lineage: Eukaryota; Fungi; Ascomycota; Leotiomycetes; Helotiales; Sclerotiniaceae. The record is from the annotation of a GenBank genome assembly.
AUGGCUCAUCUUAAUCAAUUUGAUAGAUAUCUCGAGGCGUCCAAAGGUUGGGCGCCAUUAGCCAUCGGUAAAGACUGGGUCGGGACCAAAUACCUGGGAGGUGGAACGUAUGGCAUGGCUUGUCUAUUUGAAUAUCAAGGAGAUAAUCCAGAUGUGUCGCCGCGGAAAAUCGUGGUUAAACAGGAAGGAGAUGACGGUGUUAAUUUGAAGCAGGAGAGUAGGAUAUUACAAAGACUCAUGGAAUACGAGAGUGAUCAUAUUAUUAAGAUAUAUAAGGCCUGGCAUCGAACGAUGGGUGCGGGAACAGACCCUGGGAAGGACCCCUCAAUUGUUGACCACACCUGGAAGAGAAGUUUCAGGAAACAACUCGCGGACCGUGUCAACGAUGUGUCAAGAAUAUAUAUAGAAUAUGGAUCUCAUGGGGAUCUAGAAGGUUGGAUGGAUGAUCAUUGCACUGCCACACAUCCAUCGGAAGAAUAUGUUUGGAGACUGUGGGAAUGUUUAUUGAAAGGGUUGAUGAUCUUGAAGCAUGGGACUGAGAAUUGGCGAGAUGAUCUUUCUGAAGAGGGAGCGAAACUUUGGCAUACUCCUGUGGGACAUUUUGAUUUAAAGGCGGCGAAUACAUCGGCGACAAUCCCAGACCAGGCCAUGACCCUUGCUGACUUCGGACUCGCACUUGAAAUUCCUGACCCUAGAGAGCUGGAAAGAGAUCCAGAAAAAUUGAAGGCCUGGAUGAAAAUAGCCGAAUUCCGCAACAGCUUCCUCGCACCAGAACAAAACUUCAUCGAUCACCCAAAUCGUAUAAUAGGCACUGCAGUCGAUCUUUGGAACAUUUCUCACAUUGUUUACAUGUGCUUAAAUGAGACGGAAUCGAUACCAAAAAACGAACUUUUCACGAUAGGAGUAGAUCCUGUUCCUAGCUUGACAUUCAAAACCAUGGGCAUCCGACUCCUGGAUCCAGACCGUGUGAUUUACAGUAGAAAGUUGAGGGGGGUGCUUUUGAGAGGUUUGGCAGUUGAUCCGAAUGAGCGUUGGAACGUGGAAGACUUGUUGCAAAUAGUGCAGGAGGUUUUGGAACAUUGGAAUUUUGGCGACGAUACGGAUCUUUUUAUGGAGGGUAUACAGUCAGAACUUGAUGAGUGGAAGGGUGAGGUAUAUCCCGCACUGUCGCAGGACCCAGAUAGUGAGAAAGGAAUGAAGGUGAGGCGCUUUAAAAGAAUGGGAGUAUUCAACCCGCUAGGUGUAUACAAUCCAGUGGAUUGGAAUGAUCAAGAGGACGAAUAUGAUUACGGGGCCGUCAAAUUAUUAUUCCCGACUCAUAAAGCUGUUCAAAUGGGUCAUCGUGACAUGCCAUUUGAGAAAGGGGUUGCGGAAAAGCCACCGCCACGAUUCCCGGAUUGGAGUGGAGUAGGCAAGGAUGGAAAACGAAAGCGAGAUCCAGAUGAUAAAGACGAAGAGGACGAGGACGAUACCAAAGCGACUGCAUCAGGAAGUGGAAGGCCCAUGCCAAAGCCACUAGCUGGGGCAAAAAGAAUGAGAACAGCACAGGAACAAGAAGGAGGAGAAAUCACAGACUCCCCAAGAACUUCCGGUUCCGACCCAACCUCAUCUAGUCAAAGCACUUCAUCACAACAAAGCCGAAAGAAAAGACAACGCACAACAUCCCCUCGGAAAGCGCCAAGUCCAGAAUUAGGAGGAGGCGCUGCAAAGCCUAGAUUGCCCCAGCGGUCACCGUUCAAACGGCGCGGAUAUGUUCGGGAUGAUGAGGGAGAGUUGGUUUGGCGUACUUUACCAACUCAACCUAGAGAUGACGAAGAUGAGAAUGAUGUCGAACGGAGCGCGCCCUGGAUUCCGGAUGAUCCUAUAAAAGAUGUUGAUUUUUACAAUGAUGAGGUGUAG